Polistes dominula (European paper wasp) is the source of this 2545-nucleotide messenger RNA. RefSeq names its product prestin. Gene Ontology annotation, cellular component: membrane. Gene Ontology annotation, biological process: transmembrane transport. The record is from RefSeq and is a predicted model, not a curated record. Lineage: Eukaryota; Metazoa; Arthropoda; Insecta; Hymenoptera; Vespidae.
AUUUAAGUAAUAAUAAUUCGAUGUAUUGAUUAAAAAGGGAUUCAAUAAAAUAAUUAUGCAAUGUUUAUAUAAAGACCGCUUCAAGGAUCUUUGGAUGCCCUGGCCCUGGCAUGAGACACACGAAGGCCCUGUUCUCAGGGCCCUCGGAGAAGCUAGGUACCGAGUUGAUCAACCUAAACCGAGCCCACAAUUGAGCAUUACAGUAAACUCUUGAAGGAGGUGGCUCACAUUAAGUUGAAUUAAUCGACCGUAUGAAUCGUAGAUCUUCCUUUAGGGAUACUUUCGACCACAUCUUCACAUCCACAUUCUCAUUCUCAUCGUUCAUCCCUCAUCGUGAAAAGUCCCAUGACGAUAUUUCUUCGAAGAAGAUAACACCAAAAGAAAGUUCGUUCCAAAAUCAAAUAUGGCGACAAUGACAAAAGAAAUGACCGUAAUAAGACCGAUCUAUCGUCAAGACGAAUUGCAUCGUGUGUGCAAGUAUGCGAAACCAAAGAGAAAUCUUACCGAACAGAUUUCCAGAAGAUGGAACAAUGCCAGUCCGUGGAAAAUGUUGAAAAAAACAGUACCAUUGAUAGAUUGGUUGCCAAAAUAUAAUUGGAGGAAUAAUAUUCUUGGUGAUAUAGUUGCUGGUAUUACAGUAGCUGUUAUGCACAUACCACAAGGAAUGGCGUAUGCAAUACUCGGCAAUGUACCAUCUAUAGUUGGCAUUUACAUGGCUUUCUUUCCAGUAUUAAUAUAUUUUUUAUUCGGCACAUCCAGACACAACUCAAUGGGUACAUUCGCAGUAAUUUGUAUGAUGACCGGCAAAGUGGUAGUGACGUAUAGUUCGAUGGAAAAUACUAUGAACAAUAGCACACAAAUCGACAGUGCGAACAUAAUUGGAUCGAAUAUGAUCAAUCAUGAGUAUACACCGAUACAAGUAGCUACUGUUGUAACCUUCGUCGUUGGUCUAACGCAGUUAGGAAUGUACGUAUUACGAUUGGGCGUUAUAUCUUCAUUCUUGGCUGAUAGCCUAAUAAGUGGCUUUACAACAGCUGCUGGUUUACAUGUAUUCACGUCACAAGUUAAGGAUCUUCUUGGUUUAACUUUAAUACCACGAAGAGGUAUAUUUAAACUAAUACUUACAUAUUUUGAUAUUUUUAAUAAUAUUGAUAAAGUCAAUGUGGCUGCUUUGAGUUUGUCAGCCAUAACGAUUGUAAUCUUGAUAUUUAAUAAUCAAUUCUUAAAACCAAGAUUCGCUAGGAUAAGUCCAUUUCCAAUACCAAUAGAAAUGUUAGUAGUAGUGGGUGGUACUUUAAUAUCAAUGUAUAUGAAGUUAACAGAAGCAUACAAUAUUAAAAUAGUCGGUGAUAUACCAGUUGGAUUACCAACUCCAUCGUUACCUCCACUUUCUCUAAUACCAAACGUUCUGCUUGAUAGCUUCAUAAUUACUUUAGUUUCCUAUACUAUAUCUAUGUCAAUGGCUUUAAUAUUUGCGCAAAAGGUUGGUUACGAAGUAGACGCCAAUCAAGAAUUAGUUGCUCAGGGUCUUGGAAAUCUUUUUGGAUCAUUUUUUUCAUGCAUGCCAUUCACCGCCUCAUUAUCGAGAUCAUUGAUCCAAGAAACUGUUGGUGGACGUACACAAUUAGCAAGUUUCAUUUCUUGUGGUAUUUUGGUCAGCGUUUUAUUAUGGAUUGGACCAUUCUUCGAACCUCUUCCACGAUGUAUUCUAGCGAGUAUAAUCGUCGUGGCUCUUCAAGGUAUGCUGAUGAAGAUAACAGAUUUCCUAAAAUUUUGGAAAUUGGAUAAAAUAGAUGCCGGUAUUUGGGCAAUCACAUUUCUCACAGUUAUUUUAUUGGACGUUGAAUAUGGUCUGAUCAUUGGUUUAUUCGUAUGUCUUACGAAAUUAAUUAUAAUUGUUACUCAACCCUAUGCAUGUUUACUUGCAUUGGCACCUGGUACUGAACUUUAUUUGGACUCUCAAAGAUAUAAAGGAACGAUCGAGAUUACAGGAAUUAAAAUAUUUCAUUACUCGGGAAGUUUAAACUUUGCAUCUAGACAACAUUUUUGUGACACAGUUUAUAAACUAACCGAAGUAAUACCAAGAAAAGAAGUGAUAAAGAGAAAUACGAAAAAUAGUACGGAAGAUGACAAAAUAGAUGAGAUAAAAUACUCAAAUUCCUAUUACACCGAUCAAUCAUCGUGUUCCUCGCAACACUUAUACAUUAGUAGGAAUACUUUGAAUCAAAAUUAUGGCAGCACGACGAUCAAAGAUACCAUGCAAACUCUGAUAUUGGAUUUUUCGGCAGUGACAUACAUCGAUUCAGCUGGUGUAAAUAUGUUAAAAAAUUUAAUCAACGAAUACAAUGAAAUAAACGUUUCAGUUUAUAUUACUGGAACUUGCGGACCUGUUUACGAAAUGAUGACGAAAUGUAAUUUAUUGGAAUCCAAUGAUCAUACCUUUGGAUUAUUUCCUACGAUUUCUGAUGCUGUAUAUUAUGCACAACAUCCAAAUAAUAUUAUGACAAUAUCGACGUAAAAUAAUAAUAAUUUUUUUUUUAGGAUG